AUGUAUCAGCGAUAUCAAGAUACAAUGGCUCUGGUCCAAAAGUAUGGAAAACUUGAUCUUUUCCUUACAAUGACCUGCAAUCCAAAUUGGCCUGAAAUUAAAGCUGAGUUACUACCUGGACAGUCACCACAUGAUCGUCCUGAUUUGCUAACAAGAAUAUUUCAUUCGAAAUUUGAUGAGAUGAAGACCGACAUUCUUACAAAACAUGUACCCGGGAAGGUUCUAGCAUAUGUAUAUGUUAUUGAGUACCAAAAAAGAGGCUUACCACAUGCCCACAUGGUCGCUAUUUUGGAUGAAAAUGAUAAAUUAUGCACUCCUGAUGAUUAUGAUAACAUUGUCAGAGCUGAAAUUCCAUACAAGAAAUUAGAGCCUAGAUUAUACAGUGUAGUUCUCAAACACAUGAUACAUGGCCCAUGUGGAAUGUACAAUGAACGGUCCCCGUGUAUAACAAAUGGCCGGUGCAAAAGAUGUUUCCCAAAGCCAUUUUCUUCCAUUACUACACUUGGAAACGAUUCAUAUCUUGUUUAUCGAAGAAGAGAAAGGGAGUCAGUUCCUUUAGAGAGUAACCUAAGCGUCUUGGUGGAUAAUAAUUGGGUCAUUCUGUACAACUCAUGGUUGCUCUUAAAAUAUGAUUGUCAUAUCAAUCUUGAAAUUUAUAGUAGUGUUACAAAUGUGAAGUAUUUAUACAAAUAUGUUUAUAAAGGGCCUAGCCAUGUUGCACUAGAAGUUCGUCAAGGUCCUAAUUAUGAUGAAGUACAACAGUUCAUAGAUGGAAGAUGGGUUUGUGCUCCAGAAGCAUUGUGGAAAAUAUUCAAAUUCCCAAUGACCAAAAUGACUCCUAGUGUAGAACGCCUCCAAAUACACUUACCAAAUAAGCAGCAAGUGAGGUUUUAUACGUUUCAAGACAUCACAAAUGUUUUGGGCGAUGAGUAUUAUUCCAGAACAAUGCUUACCCAAUUCUUUCAUUUAAAUGUUGAUGAUGAAACUGCAAAUCGGUACUUAUAUUGA
Molecule: messenger RNA, 1008 nt
Organism: Camellia sinensis
Lineage: Eukaryota; Viridiplantae; Streptophyta; Magnoliopsida; Ericales; Theaceae
Source: RefSeq, a predicted model, not a curated record